UUGUAGCUAUAAUUCUACCCUUUCACCUAACUUCAUUCCUCCCCACCCUUAAUAAAAACCCUCCUAUCUGCUUCCUACACACAUCAAACACUCUUUCAUUACCAAUUUUCCCAAGCAAAAGAAAAAAAAAAAAAAAAACACAAGGAAAGAUGAUCAAGAAGUCUCUCUUCUCCCUCACCCUUCUACUUGUUUUCUUCCUCUUCCAUUCCACCACAACUUCAGCACAGCCUGCUCAGGCCCCGGCACCACCCGGACCGACCAACGUCACCAAAAUCCUCGAAAAGGCCGGCCAAUUUACCAUCUUAAUCCGCCUCCUAAAGAGUACCAAAGUGGCUGACCAAAUCAACCAACAGCUCAACGAUUCAAACAAUGGCUUAACCUUAUUUGCUCCAACCGACAAUGCAUUUUCGAGCCUCAAAUCAGGCACUCUUAAUGCUCUCACCGACCAACAAAAGGUCCAGCUUAUUCAGUUUCACAUAUUACCCAACUUUCUCUCCUUGUCCAACUUCCAAACUGUUAGUAAUCCGGUGCGGACACAGGCCGGAGAUACCGGCCCCGGCGAGUUCCCGCUCAAUGUGACCACUUCUGGCAACCAAGUCAACGUCUCGAGUGGCCUUGUCAACACCACAGUGGGCGGUUCAGUGUAUUCGGACAACCAGCUUGCUGUUUACCAAGUGGACUCGGUGCUUCUUCCUCAGGACAUUUUCGCUCCGAAGCCGCCGGCGCCCGCCCCAGCACCGGCCCAGCCCAAGUCCAAGACUAAGAAGAAGACAGCCGACAGCCCUGCUGCUGAUGCAACAGAUAACGAAUCUGGUGCAUUGAGUCUGACGGCCAGGCAUGGAACGCUGGUGUCCAUUGGAUUUGCCGUGAUUGCAGCACUUUGCUUGUGACAGAAGGAACUUGAUGAUACAUGCACCAGCUGGAUAUAUACCUUGGUGAUCGAGGUCAAAUAUGUUGUCUAGUCCUGUAUGAUUUUGCUGAGUUGGAUUGAACGGUCGUGAUCAACUCCGAGUGCUUUCAAAUAAUUGCCAUCUUUCCCUGUCCCAUAGGUAUCGUGCUAGUUUGUGAUGAGAGUCAUUGUUGUUACUGAUUUUUUUUUUUUUUGUUAUUUUUCACUUCCAUCUUCUAUAUAUGUCUUGAGAAUUUUUGUAUAAUUUUUCAAUAGAAGUUGUGCCACUGGGCUUGAGCAUUCAA
Corylus avellana is the source of this 1194-nucleotide messenger RNA. Its product is annotated as fasciclin-like arabinogalactan protein 12. Gene Ontology annotation, cellular component: plasma membrane. The record is from RefSeq and is a predicted model, not a curated record. NCBI's taxonomy places the organism in Eukaryota, Viridiplantae, Streptophyta, Magnoliopsida, Fagales, Betulaceae. Gene Ontology annotation, biological process: plant-type secondary cell wall biogenesis.